This is a messenger RNA of Marasmius oreades (fairy-ring Marasmius), 1109 nucleotides long. RefSeq lists its product as uncharacterized. Lineage: Eukaryota; Fungi; Basidiomycota; Agaricomycetes; Agaricales; Marasmiaceae. The record is from RefSeq and is a predicted model, not a curated record. Bases 291 to 758 code for a protein of 155 amino acids. The transcript has 5 exons.
UGGAUUUAUCUCUCAACUCUUGAACCAGUUCACAGGUACUACCGCAGAAGAUCCUUUGGAGACCGUUUUUCUGAAUCCUAUGAUCUAUCCAUCCGAAAUUGAGACUUACGACCUGGGCUGAAAAACGUUUUCUCAUUAGGACGUUCGGGUCUGGAGGGUGUACAUCUGAUGUACCAAAGAAGAAUUUAUAUUGUGUUGGGUGGUCGUGUCAGACAAAUGAAGGCCGAUACCCCCUAUUUCAGACUCUUGAACCUAGAAGUGUCAAUUAAAAGAACAGGGUGUCAAGCGGUAUGAGGAGCAUAUUUCAAAAGCUGGAUUUCGCUUCGCGGCCUCCCCCAGCUUCAUCCUCCGGUGAUGCUUUCUACAUGCUAUUCACAGGCGUCGAAAUCGGUUCUUGUGCAAACUUGGAGCUAUUGAAGACCAUCAGCAGACAAAUACAGCGGAACUCUGGCGCUAGACAACUCCAGUUCCGCUGUUGGCACUCCUUUCGAUGGAGAGUUUACCUUCCCGGAGGCCAGGCCACUCGGUCGACCUUAUUUUCCCGUUCAUGGAAGACCGAACUGUGUUCUACUAUAUCAAACACCUCUCGCACGUAUUAUAGAGUUUCCAGACGCUCAUGUCGUCCACUUGGCGUUCGAGCAGAAAAACGCAACCAAGCAGCGCUCUUAAUCCGAACCUCUAGAAGCACGUCGCAUCACUUCACACUGUGUCGAAUUGAACACGAGGAGGGAACCACUCCCGUCUUUAUAUGCCUGUGAAAGAUUAUGUUCAACCCCACCCUUUCCUCACAAUAUGUAACUGACAAACUUUCUCGUACAGUAUAACCAGAAGUAGCCCGCCCAGCGUAUUUGUUCCAGCGCUAAGCACUCGGCCUCCGGAAAUUCUGGCCUCGUGGGUCGGCGAGAUGCUUUCCUAUAGGUUGGCUGGUAUGAAGAUGGUAUGGUUCCUUCGAUUAUUAUCAACGAGCGUGAAGAACAUCGAGUGAGAUGGUAUAAAGUCUCGUUCACCGACGAGAAUUGGAUGGGUAUGUAGUAAGACUCUUUUGAUGGGCAGUAAUCGUGAGGGUUAGAUUCGAGCUCUCCUGCCUCUAUCGAUCUCCACUAAGCCAC